Parnassius mnemosyne (clouded apollo) is the source of this 552-nucleotide messenger RNA. Lineage: Eukaryota; Metazoa; Arthropoda; Insecta; Lepidoptera; Papilionidae. The record is from the annotation of a GenBank genome assembly.
AUGAUAUAUUACUUGUUAUUUUUGACAUGGGUAUCGAUAUAUUGUCUAGAUGACGAAGAUUUUAGAAAACAUUACGGCCUGAGUUUCCACAACCAAUGUGGUGAUUAUGUUAAGAGCUUUAAAUGUAUGACUACGUGUAAAAUGAUGGGAUUUCAAAUUUUUCGCAUGAACUAUAAAUGCAAAUGCUCGUGCCAUGAAAUGAAGACUAGUACUGUAUUGCCGUACUUUAAAUGGAGGACCAAUGGUACUACCAAAACAGUCCCCAAAACGCAAAGCCCUCGUCUUUACGACGUGGUUGGUAAAUACACUGAAACUGAAACUGAAACACAAACAGAAACGAAUGUAUCGGAUGCCGAUGUUGUUGUAAACUUCACAUGUCCUACAUUGAGCUAUUCUACAUCAAACAAUACUACAUCAAACUAUACAACAUCAAACUAUACUACAACUAUUUCUUCGGAUGAUGAUAGAGGUAAUGCUACCAGCACUGCAGAUGGCUCUACUCAAGGUGGUGAUACAAAUACCACACCUUCAACUACACUAGCAGCCGAAUAG